AUGCGACCCCAACGUCUGAUCAUCCUACUCGCGGUCGUUCUGCUCGCGUGCUUCUCUCUCGUUUACCUCCGGCCUCCGAAAACAACCCCCCAGCCGCCAGUAGAACUCCCUCCCCCCGAACCGAUUAAGCACCCUCAACUCCAUGCGGGCCAAACAUCGUACACCCCUGAGAAGAUUCAUCCGAUCGCCAAUCUAGUCGACAAUGCCGAGCAACACUUUGCUCAUGUGCAGUCGCGCCAGUCCGCCACCCUGGCUGAGGCGGUUGAGGAGUACAAGCGUCGCUACAAAAUGCACCCGCCACCCAACUUCGACAAGUGGUUCCAGUUUGCUAAGGCCAAGGGCGUGCAGUUGGUUGAUGAAUUCGAUUCUAUAUACCACUCCUUGCUCCCUUUCUGGGCUUUGAAGCCGGCAACCAUCCGUGAACGCGCCCGUGAGACUCUGGGUUUCGACAACGCAGUCUUGGGCGUCCUGAUCCGCGAUGGCAAGGUGACUUUGACUGAAGGAGGUGGCGAUGGUCGGAAAUGGCAGCGCGAUGCCACAGCUGGUAUGAUGGCCGAUUUCGUCAAGUACCUACCCGAUAUGGACUUGGUCUUCAACACCCACGAUGAGCCUCGCGUCGUGAUCCCCGGGGAUGACCUCCACCGUCUUGUACAGACCGCUACUGACUAUGUGAUUCCCGCUGCUUUCAAUGGUGAUCCCCCCAUAAAAGUGUGGUCACCACGCGCCCCGGACCUGAACAAGGGAGAUCGUAUCGAUGAGGUGCGCACGACUCGUUUCAACCGUUUCGCGCAUCAGCCCACAUGGACCAACUCGCGCAUCUCCUGCCCUGUCGAUAGCCCUGCAAGAUCGCUCGAUGACGACGUGGCCGAUAAUGGUGACCCAUAUGCGUAUGGAGAACUGGGCUUUAUUUACAACACUACCGCAUUCUCUGAUAUCUGCCACACUCCGUCCCUCCGACACACUUACGGAUUCUUUGACCGCCCGAACGCCUUUGAUGUCGUCCACGACUUGUUCCCUAUCUUUUCGCAGAGCAAAAUCUCCAGCUUUCAGGACAUUCUUUACCCCAGUCCUUGGUACUGGGCCGAUAAGGUGCCCUACGACCAGAAAAAGGAUUUCAACUGGGAAGCGAAAACGGAUCGGAUGUAUUGGCGUGGAUCUACGACCGGUGGUUUCUCGCGUGCAGGUGGCUGGCGCCGCCAACACCGUCAACAAUUUGUCGACAAUGUCAACUCCCUCGGUACAACCAAGAUCCUCGCCCGCCAACCGGAUAAUUUGUGGGCCGCGCAGGAGGUGAAGCAGGAGCAAUUUCGGGAUGCAUUCGAUGUCAAAUUUACCUUCAUUGGGCAGUGUGACCCGGACGAUUGCCAUGCCCAAGAGGAAUAUUUUGAAGUCGUCAAGGCAGCUGGCCAGCAGGACGCAUGGGCGCACAAAUACCUGGUUGAUGUGGAUGGAAAUGCCUUCAGUGGACGCUUCUAUGCUUUCCUUCAUAGCAACAGCUUUGUCUACAAAAUCGCCAUUUUCCGCGAGUGGCACGAUGAGUGGCUCAAGCCUUGGGUGCACUAUGCGCCACUCAGCUUGAAAGGAAAUGAGUAUACAGAAACUAUGCGGUACUUCUUGUCCGAGGAAGAUGGCAGGAAAACAGCGCCAAGAAUCGCAGCUCAGGGGCAGGAUUGGGCCCAGAAAGUGUUGCGGAAUGAGGACCUGGAGGUCUGGUUCUUCCGUUUGCUUCUAGAAUACGGCCGUCUUGUGGACGACAACCGAGAUAGACUCGGAUUCUCGCUGUGA
Molecule: messenger RNA, 1785 nt
Organism: Penicillium pulvis
Lineage: Eukaryota; Fungi; Ascomycota; Eurotiomycetes; Eurotiales; Aspergillaceae
Product: putative capsule-associated protein CAP1
Exons: 2
Coding region: 1-1785 (594 amino acids)
Source: RefSeq, a predicted model, not a curated record